CGUGCGCUCCAUUAUCCUAUCUUAGGUUAUAACGGAUAUUUAUAAUUACAUCCAUGUGUGCCCUGUAGCUGGAGGUAGUACUGCGGAGUGAAGCUGCGGCAGUGUACGCUGAGUCUCGCUCGCCCGCUACCACAUGUGAGCCCGUGCGUGAGAGCGCAUUGCAAGGCGAUGGUCUUGGCUGCGCUAAGAACGCCGUAUCCACUGCCGAAAGCCAGCCAGGCCAAUUCGAGUCAGCAGCAGCGGCAGUGUCAGUACAAAUCGCACUCACAGCAAUGCCAGCCACGCCACAAGCAGCAGCAGCAGCAGCAGCACAAGCAGCAGCACCACCAGGAACACCAGCCAUGCCUAGCUUUAUUGCGCGCCACCACGAGCGUUUGCGCCAGCAGCUAAGUCUGAAUGCCGUAGUGUCUGCGCUAUUGUCCAAGGGUGUUCUUACCCCUGAAGAUAUGGACGAGAUCUAUACGAAGAAAAGCAACAUCAGCACGUAUGCCGCUCGAGACCAUCUGUUGCUGAAGCUGAUGGCGAAGACCAAGGCCAAGCUGCUUGUGUUUGUGGAUGUCCUUGCCGAACACAAUGAAGACCUGGCCCGGGAAAUGGCACUGAGCGAGGAGCAGCAUCACGGGCCUACACCAACUCAGCAUGGCGAUCUGGAAAGCGGGGAAGUGGUGCUGCGUGUGUUGCGCAAUGCCGUUGCUGAAGACUUCCCGACCUUGCCGGUGGCGGAGCGAUGUGGCAGCAGUAACAGCGCGGGUCAGUUAUCCUAUCCUGCGCAGUGCACCGAGGGCCACGCCAGCACUACUGCCGACACAGCCGCCGCCGACACUGCGGCUGCUGCUGGUGGUGCAGGAGUCCUGGAACCAUUGCGGCACACGGUGGCCGGUAACACCACAGCAGCCACUCCCCGAAGUGAGAUGAUGACAGUGGCAGUGCCCGUGGCGACAGCAGCGGCAGUGAAAUCCGAUGAGGUGCUGCACAUCGACGAGAACACCGUGCCCACAUUCCUGAGCCACGAGCGUGUUGCUGAAUUCCGAUCAAGUGGCCUCGACCCAUGGAAGGAGUUUGUGCAGCCAGUGUACGUGCGAUUCUCGACGGCCAUGGGCGCGGUGGACAUCACGACAUUCUGCUUCCAGCACCGAAUGCUCACUCCCUCACAGAGGAUCAGCGUGCAGGCCAUUCAAGAUGCCACGACGCGAAACGACAGCCUACUCCACUCCCUGUUCUCAACGCACUGGCUGGGAUUCUGCAAGGUGAUGGCGUACUUGCAGACUGUGGAGGAGUUCGGUCCCGUACUGGAGCUCAUCACGGCACACAUCAACCGCACCCCAUCCUCGCCAUGACAUCAUCGGAAUUCCAUCAUCUCCAUGACAUCAUUGCCAUGACAUCGUCAACAUAACGUGUGCCGUAUGUGCUUGUUGCACGGACCUGUGUAUGCAUCGGUGUAGCUGCUGCAUGCUCAACAGCAGCUACACCGCUGCACAUUACGUCAUCACACGGCUGCGCAUUACGUCAUCACACGGCUGCACAUUACGUCAUCACACCGCUGCAGAUACGAAUCAUUGCUGUCUUGUUCCCUGUAUCAAGCACGGUAGUCACUGGUGUAACUGUGAGGUGUGCUAGGCUGUUCUGCCAAGACGUCACUUACGCUGUUCUGCCAAGACGUCACUUACGCUGUUCUGCCAAGACGUCACUUACGCUGUUCUGCCAAGACGUCACUUCAAUUAUCCCCUACUAUCCUCGCCUACGCGAGACUGAGAGUGCAGGGCUAUGCGAGAGUGCAGGGCUAUGCGAGAGUGCAGGCCCUAUCCAGGAAGACGUGUUACUUGCGUUGCCUCUGUCCAAACACGUAUUUCAGCGAGAGCCUUGAAUGAAAGAAAAAAAAAUUAAAACUGCGUAUCGCAUACGCCGUGACAUAAUUAUGAUCCUUGAUGCCAAUCCUGUCUGCCAUGUGACCUGAUCAGUGCAGUUGAUGCUGUACACCACGUCACAUGAUCAGUGCAGCCAAUCACCUACGCCGUGUGACAUGAUCCAGCCAUGCAGCCAAUGCCAGACCUUGCUCUUUGGCAGCUAUGACCGCCAGGGUGUCCGCUGACUAAUAUACUAUAGCGUUACUACUAUAGUCGGAAUGCAGCGACUCCCUGAUCGUGUUACGUUGACUGCCUACAGCCUAGCACACCGAUGUCCCGUAGAGAUAACCCAUGGAGAUAACCUGCAGUGUUGACCUACGGCGACGACCUACGGCGACCCCGUGGUGAUGACCCAUGGCUACUGACAAUGUCUCGCACGAAUGGCCCAUGGAUAUGUCCUACAGCCAUGGCCCAUGACAAUGACCCGUGGAGAUGAGCCGUGGCGAUGACCCAUGGCGAUGUUGAACUGUAGAACGGCCGUUGGAAACCAUGGCGAAUCUGAGCUGUCGCUGUUAGCACAGAUGUUGGAAGAGGUGAGGUCUGGUGAUUCGUUGAGUAUGCAUGUAUUCCACUUGAACUGAAUGGCCCGGCUGUUGUCUUGAGACAAGUCCUGUUUGAUGAUCAGCUGGCUUAGUUUUUCUCCACCUGUAUCCUAAUUACAUCAGUCCCCAAUUUCAUUUUAUUACUGCUUUCUAUCUGCAUUCGCCACCUUUUCAUUGGGCAGAUCUGCCCGUUUGGUUUGCGAAUUAAAAUAAACACAACAACAACAACAACAAUGCAGCAUCACGAUAAUUUACUUUACUUGCUUGGAGAUGUUGGAAUUUAAUUUAAUUUGUAGCAUUGGGGAAUGAUUUUUAGACGUAGUCCAACUUUUAUUAUUUUCUUUUUCCAAAUUUUAAUUUUUGGGCCCCAAGUUUGGCCAGGCCCUCCCUAUACGUGCCUUUCAGUUGAUUGCUCCCUUGCCGACACUAUCACCUGUAUAAGUAGGAACGUUUUGCCCAAAAUUUAAUUUCGUCUUUUUGGACUAACGUUUUCAAUACGUCUCAUGGUCCAUGCACGGAAUUUUCAACCGGACGAACUCCCUUUCUUUGGAGUUGGACGGAAUUUUUAGCCGACUAAAUGUUCUGCUUUAACAUACAGUAUAAUAGUUUAUAGAUUCAGCCAAUUAUUUGUGGCUGUUGCCACGCAACCUUGAUCUUGCCAAGCGCUUGAACAUCUUGAUACAGUACAUGUAGUUUCAUACUCGGCAU
This is a messenger RNA of Sycon ciliatum, 3154 nucleotides long. RefSeq lists its product as uncharacterized. Gene Ontology annotation, biological process: regulation of apoptotic process. The record is from RefSeq and is a predicted model, not a curated record. Bases 273 to 1337 code for a protein of 354 amino acids. NCBI's taxonomy places the organism in Eukaryota, Metazoa, Porifera, Calcarea, Leucosolenida, Sycettidae. The transcript is spliced from 3 exons.